This is a messenger RNA of Frankliniella occidentalis (western flower thrips), 880 nucleotides long. RefSeq lists its product as uncharacterized. The transcript is spliced from 3 exons. Lineage: Eukaryota; Metazoa; Arthropoda; Insecta; Thysanoptera; Thripidae. The coding region runs from base 63 to 485 and encodes 140 amino acids. The record is from RefSeq and is a predicted model, not a curated record.
UGUUGGUGGUGUAAAGAGUUGGGUCGCCCUCGCUCGCGUGUUCGUGCCGUUCGUGCAGCGCCAUGGCCUGGGCCGAGGCGCUGGUGCUGUGCGCGCGGCGGUGCGGGCCGCGCUGGGGCGCGGUGCUGCUGGGCCGGCUGCUGCUUGCGCCGCGGGGCCGCCACCGCCGCCUGAGGGCCGCCGCCGGCGCGCUCUGGGGCGCGCUCCUCGGCCUGCUGCUGCUGCGGUUCGUGCUGCGCGACCUGGGCGUCGGCGGUCACGUCGGCGUCGUCCUCUCGGCCGCCGUGGUCGCCCUGCUCGCCAUCGGCCACGCCGUGUCCACGCAGGUGCGCUGCAUCGCGCUGCUGGCGCUGCCCGCGCUGUGCUCGCGCGGCGGCAGGACGGCGCUGCGGGCCGCGCUCAUCGCGCUGGUGCUGGCGGGGCCGCUGGCCAACAUCGCGGACAACGCCAUCCAGGGACACAGCCUGGAAAUGUUCUUGACAUGAGCGAAGAAGUCUAUGGAGUCAUUUAUUUACCUGCUAGAAUAGGUCCGCGAGGUGUCCGGACCGCUCAAGCAGGAGGUGGAGGGUCACGAGGACGAGACGGAAAAGAUCCGCGAGGAGAACGAUUACUUCGACUCGCAGGUGAGGUGGGGCAGAGGGGCAGGUAGGCCCCGCCCAAUUAUCGAAAACUAUCGAAAAACUUGCGCCAAACUCGCUCAAAAUCACGGCAAACUCGCGCCCAAGUCGCCAACUCGUUGGACACCGGGAGUUGACCCGUCCUGCUGCAGGUGGGCGACACGGCGCGCAGCGAGGACAUCGAGCGCAAGUACACGGCCGCCCCCGAGGAGCCGGCCGCGGCGCGCUACGGCCGUCAGUACCGGCGACGGCUCGAGUACCGA